UACUCUCUCCGUCUGGGAAAAGUUGUCCCCGCGGACAUUUUGCAAAAAACCCUUCCCUUUCCUCCGACAAACACGAAGCUCCCCGCGCUAGAACAGAGCUCCCCUGCUCGUUAUCCCCCUCGCCGGAGCUCCUUGCUCAGCUCCCCCGCGCGGCCGCGCCCUUCCUCUGCUCCCCCGCACAGCUUCCCCGCGCAAGAGCGCCCUCUCCCCGCGUUGCUUCCCCUCCUCGUUCCUCUCAUCAUUCCCCAUGGCAAAUCACGGUGAGGAGAAGGAAGCUUGGUUUUUUUCGAUCUGCUAUCCGACGGCGUCCUUCCCCGAGGACGGCAAGCCAGAGCUGCCCCUUCGCGUCGUCCAUCACCUCCUCGCUGGCUGGACGCCGUCGACCACGAAGCCAGUCUUCUCCAAGCGCGCGCCGCCAUGUGGGUCAGCGAGACGCCGAGGCCAAGGCGGAGCUCCAGGCCAUCGAGGCCGCGUACGCUGCCGAGUCCGGCAAGCGCCGCUGCCUCCCGCGGCCGCGUGCGCCUCCUCGCCGUCGUGGGUCCUCUCGCCCCCCACUUGCCAAGUCGCCAACAACAGCAGCAGAGGCGAUCAGCAGUCGCCAACAGCAGGAGCAGGGCGGGGACUCGAUCGGGCAGGCGGCAGCGGCAGCAGCUGCAGAGGUCUGUAGGUCGUCUUGCUGCUGGGGAGGCGGGGAAGAUCCGCGAGGCACUGCUUGCCGAAGUCAGCGGAGAGAGGAGCGGCGACCGAGGUUGGCAGUGGCGGCUGGAGUUGCCGCGGGCGUGAGGAACCGUCCGGGGACGCGAGCAGGGCGACGAGGAGGAGGUGCCCGUCGAGGUGGUCGCCUUGCCGGAGCAGCCGCAGGUGGGCGGCCGGGCAGCUCACCUCCGUGCAGCGCAGGUUCGCAGCGGCGGAGCAGCCGCAGGUGGGCAGAGGAGGUGGGCGGCGACGCGGUGGCUGGUCGCCCCGGUGGGCGGCGGCUGGGCGGUUGAAUUGCGUAGCGGGGCGCCGGCUGGUCCUCGGAUCGAAGACCAACUCGCAUCCGUGGUCACGACGGUGGGCGGCGGAGGCAGGCAGCUGAUGGCGGGAGUGGGCAGCGGCGGGUAGUCACGGGAGCGCUGCGAGCGCCGGAGCACGGCAGUGGAAUCCCACGGCGACGGCCACUGGCAACGCGCGGGGAAGGACAAAGGAAGAAGAAGGGGUCAAGAACUUAUUUGCUGCUGUUUUAAAAUUACGAGGUUCUUUUUGCAAAAAAAUCAAUGUACUGUGCCGGUGACAACUUUUCCCGGACGGAGGGAAAAUUUCCUAUACCAGUCAUAGAAGAUUUGUUGGAUGAGCUACAUGGAGCUAAGUAUUUUUCAAAGCUAGAUUUAAAAUCUGGUUAUCACCAAAUUAGGAUGCAUCCAGAGGACACACGUACAAAACUGCUUUUAGAACCUUUUUGGGCCAUUUUGAGUACUUAGUUAUGCCUUUUGGGCUUUCUAAUGCUCCUGGAACUUUUCAGGAACUAAUGAACACUAUCUUUGGGCCUUAUCUGAGGAAAUUUGUGUUAGUUUUCUUUGAUGAUAUUCUAAUUUACAGCAGAAAUCUCAAGGAGCAGUUGGAACAUAUCAAGAUUGUCAUGAACGUAUUGAGAGACAAUAAACUCUUUGCCAAGAUGUCAAAAUGUGUUUUUGCAGUCCAGCAAGUGGAGCAUCUAGAGCAUGUGAUCUCUGAACAAGGAGUUGCAACUGACCCCCAGAAAAUUGCUGCUAUUGUUGAAUGGCCUACUCCUGAUACAGUCACUAAGUUGAGAAGUUUCUUGGGCCUUGCUGGGU
This is a messenger RNA of Triticum aestivum (bread wheat), 1814 nucleotides long. RefSeq lists its product as uncharacterized. NCBI's taxonomy places the organism in Eukaryota, Viridiplantae, Streptophyta, Magnoliopsida, Poales, Poaceae. The transcript is spliced from 2 exons. Bases 418 to 783 code for a protein of 121 amino acids. The record is from RefSeq and is a predicted model, not a curated record.